AUGGAUCGAGAACAAGAUUAUGUUGCCACAGAAGAUAUCAUCAGCAAAUCAGAGGAAAACCUCGAAACGACCAACGGAGAGGAUGAAGACGACGUAUUCCCAGAUGACGAGAGCCUCAUAGAGCUGUCUUUACCAAGUGGCCAGUACGUAGGUCACCAGUAUACUAGUAACAAGAAAAAUAUAUAUAUCCACAGCAAAGUCCAAGAUUUCAGACUCUUUGAUCUAUUCACAAAGUUCAACGAUUUCAUGGAAGAAGAUAAUCUCAUUGAAAUCGACAUAACCAUCGGAUCCAUCAAGUAUUCAAGGUUUGAGAUCAAAGCUUGA
Arabis nemorensis is the source of this 324-nucleotide messenger RNA. The record is from the annotation of a GenBank genome assembly. Lineage: Eukaryota; Viridiplantae; Streptophyta; Magnoliopsida; Brassicales; Brassicaceae.